Messenger RNA from Penaeus vannamei (Pacific white shrimp), 2566 nucleotides. Its product is annotated as prestin. NCBI's taxonomy places the organism in Eukaryota, Metazoa, Arthropoda, Malacostraca, Decapoda, Penaeidae. Gene Ontology annotation, biological process: transmembrane transport. The record is from RefSeq and is a predicted model, not a curated record. Gene Ontology annotation, cellular component: plasma membrane. Gene Ontology annotation, molecular function: chloride transmembrane transporter activity; oxalate transmembrane transporter activity; sulfate transmembrane transporter activity.
UACGGGUAACACCAUUAUUUCUUUCUACAGAUUUGUACAUACGACUUAAGCUGGAAAUUAACUUUUGUUUUUAAGCAAGAUAAAGCGAUGACGAAGAGAUCAAAGAGCAACAAAGCAAGUAACCAGCCGCACAGAAAAUGUUCAUGGAUGGGGAUGAAGGACGAUACAUUGGAUGAAGAGACACAAGAGGCUUUCUUAAGCGAGUCAGGGACGACGGUGGUUUCGCCGAAGAUGGGCGAGAACGAAGGCGGGGGAGGAGGAGGAGGAGGGAGUCCGUCGGGAGAACUGUUCGUGAUGCGCCCCACCCUCAACGUCGCCCAACGCAACCAGAAUUACCACUUCGACCCCGGCCACACUCCAGGGCUGAAGGAGGCGAUCCAGACGAAGUUGGCGAAGUCAUGCAACUUCUCGCGCGGUUGCCUGACGUCCGCCAUCACCGCCCGCGUGCCCGUCCUGUCGUGGCUGCCGGCGUACAACUUCAGGGAACAUUUCAUCGGUGACCUCAUUGCCGGAGUGACUAUUGCCAUCAUGCACAUCCCUCAGGGCAUGGGUUUCGCGCUGCUGUCAAACAUCCCUCCUGUGAACGGCAUCUACAUGGGCUUCUUCCCCGUGCUGAUCUACGCUCUCUUGGGCACUUCACGCCAUUGCUCCAUGGGUAGCUUUGCUGUUACCUGCUUGAUGACCGGAAAAGUCGUGAGGGAUCUGGCCACCCCAGCAAGCGCUCUCGUCGACGGGGCCAUAGCAAGCAAUGCCACGAUGGCUGCCACUACCUAUACACCUGUCCAAGUCGCCACUAUAGUUUCCUUUAUGGUUGGGGUCUGGGAGCUCAUCAUGGGGUUGCUGCAGCUCGGUUCCCUCAGCGUCUUCCUUUCCGAAAUGCUUGUGUCCGGCUUCACAACGGGGGCGGCCUUCCACGUGAUGACGUCACAGGUCAAGUACCUCUUCGGGCUCAAGAUCAAAGGUCACAGCGGUCCAUUCAAGAUCAUUUAUACGUAUCGUGAUAUCAUCCACCAAAUACUGAACUCCAACCUCGCAGCUGUGAUAGGCUCGGCAAUCACAAUUUUCAUUUUAUGCAUAAACAAUGAAGUGAUCAAGCCCAGACUGCAAAAGAAGACCAGCAUUCCCAUUCCCAUCGAACUCAUCGUGGUAAUUCUGGGGACGGUGGCCUCCUACUUCGGAAAUCUGAAUGAGAACUACGACCUCCUCAUCGUGGGCGAUAUCCCGACGGGACUGCCUCAGCCAGAAAUCCCUCCUUUUGAACUUAUACCAAAAGUUGUGGUCGAUGCUUUUGUCAUCACGAUUGUGGCUUAUACUGUAUCUUACUCUAUGGCGAAGAUCUUUGCGAAGAAGCAUAAUUAUGAAGUUGACGCGGCCCAAGAGUUAUAUUCACAGUCCGCGAGCAACGUCUUCGGGGCCUUCUUCGGGUGCGGCCCCAUCGCCGCCUCCCUCGCUCGCUCGCUGAUCCAGGAGGCCGUCGGCGGCGUGACUCAGAUGACCACGGUUAUCUCCUGCGCGCUCCUGCUGCUGGUCCUCCUGUUCGUGGGUCCUGCGUUCGAGACGCUUCCGAAUUGCGUCCUGUCGUCCGUCAUCGUCGUUGCACUCAAGGGAAUGUUCAUGCAAGUGAACGACCUGCGGCGCGUGUGGGCCAUUUCGCGUUCCGAUGCCCUUAUAUGGCUCGCCUCCUUCCUUGCCGUUGUGCUCAUCGACAUCGACUUCGGGCUCUUGAUCGGCGUUGUGGUGUCGCUGUUCGUCUUGCUUUACCGAGGACAGAAACCCAGCACCGCCAUUCUCGGCUCCGUUCCCAACACGGAUAUUUACCUGGACAUUAAUAAGUACUCCGCGGCUGCAGAGGUACCUUCAGUUUCCAUUUUCCACUUCAACGGGCCGCUUCACUUCGCCAACAGUGAAUACUUCCGAACUCAGUUGUUCUCCAUGACUGGCCUGGACCCCAUUGCUAUUAUUAGUAAAAAGAAAGCCCUUGAGAAGCAGCAGGCGAAAUCCGACCUUAUCAUCGACCCUAGCAAGGAAAAUGGUGUACGCGGGAGUACGGAAAAGAUCCCUGAAGAGUUUGAGGAGAAACCCAACGACGUGAACGAUAAGCAUGCAGUUCUCGCCGUGCCCGAAGUUAAGUGGCUGGUGCUGGACAUGAGUAGAAUCAGCUACUUGGAUUCCACGGGAGGAAAAGUCAUCGCACAGCUCGGAAAAGAAUAUAACGAUGCCGGCAUUGUACUCGUUCUGGCUUCAGUCUCAGAAAGCGUCCUGGAUAGCCUGGAGAAGUGCGGUACUCUGAAGACCAUCUCGGCUGAGCAGAUCUUCCAUACUAUUCACGAUGCUGUCACAGUCCUCACGGUGUUGGAUAAUGAAAACAACUGCACCAAACUCUAAACAGCUUCAUGUAUUGUUCUUAUGUAUUUUUGUGUGAUAUUUAUUGAAUACGGUGGCAAAAUCAACGUAAUUAUAUUGGGAAAGGAAAGCGUUUUAGGUUUGCACUUCCAUAAUGGCUGAUUUUGAUUACGUAAAGCACGGUGAUGGAUAAUGGCAACAACUGCACCAAACUCUAAAAAAA